Haplochromis burtoni (Burton's mouthbrooder) is the source of this 7254-nucleotide messenger RNA. RefSeq names its product retinoblastoma-like 1 (p107) (gene rbl1). The record is from RefSeq and is a predicted model, not a curated record. Lineage: Eukaryota; Metazoa; Chordata; Actinopteri; Cichliformes; Cichlidae. Gene Ontology annotation, molecular function: RNA polymerase II transcription regulatory region sequence-specific DNA binding. The transcript is spliced from 22 exons. Gene Ontology annotation, cellular component: chromatin; nucleus; transcription regulator complex. The coding region runs from base 140 to 3328 and encodes 1062 amino acids. Gene Ontology annotation, biological process: negative regulation of G1/S transition of mitotic cell cycle; regulation of transcription by RNA polymerase II; cell differentiation.
GCUGCAUUGUGGGGGACUGAUAACGGAAGUUGUUGUGUCCUGAACAAGUUGGUGGGCUGUGUUGUUUGGCAGUGGGAAAGAGGGGCGCUGUGUUUUGGUUUUUAGAUUUGAACUCAGGUUGAAAUUAUACCUGUCGCGGAUGCGGGGCGAAGAGUCUUCGGAUUCGGAGUCGAGCAGGAUGGAGGAGAGCUCGGUGCGGAGGAGUCUGGAGACGUUGUGUCAGGAGCUGAACAUGGACGAACAGACGGCCACAGAAGCUAUGGACAACUUUACUGCCAUAUGGAAUACAUAUACUCUGGAGGGAGAUGUUGUACACUGGCUGGCAUGUUCGCUGUAUUCAGCCUGCAGGAAGGGGUCCACUCCCACAGUGGGCAAAGGGCUGAUGGAGGGAAACUGUGUCUCGCUGACCAGGAUUCUUCGCUCCUCGAAACUCAGUCUGAUCCAGUUCUUCUCCAAGAUGAGGAAGUGGGCCGACAUGUCCAAGCUCUCGCAGGACUUCAGGCUCCGAAUGGAGCGCCUGGAACGCAACUUUGAGGUCUCCACUGUGAUUUUCCGCAAGUUUGAACCCAUCUUCAUGGACAUGUUUCAGAAUCCGCAGGGAACCGACCCGCCACGGCAACCACGCAGCAGGAAGCACAGGCGGCUGCCCUGUCACAUCAGUGAUGUGUUCAAGUUCUGCUGGACUCUGUUUGUCUACACUAAAGGGAACUUCCGUAUGAUUGGGGAUGACCUGGUGAACUCGUACCACCUGCUUCUCUGCUGUCUGGACUUGGUGUUUGGAAAUGCUCUGCUCUGUGCCAACAAGAAAGACCUCAUCAACCCGACGUUCAGAGGUCUGCCUGCUGCGUACCGUGCUGAUGGACAUAUUUCCUCUGAUGAGCCUCCUCCAUGUGUGUUGGAGAGAUUGUGCGAGCUCCACGACGGGCUGGUGGUGGAGGCGAAAGGCAUCAAGCAGCACUACUUCAAACCUUACAUACAGAAGCUGUUUCAGAAACAGAUCCUGAAAGGUCACGAUGAGCUUUUGACUGAACUCUUGGAUCCUCAGAACUUCAUCGAUAACAAUAAAGCCAUAAACAGGGAGUAUGAGGAGUAUGUGCUGACGGUGGGAGACUUCGAUGAGCGAGUGUUUCUGGGAGCCGAUGCCGACGAGGAGAUCGGAACUCCAAGGAAGAUCGUUCAGGAGCCACCUGCCAGCCAACAGCUGCAGCAACAUGUGGAGAAGUCUGCCUCUCUCGCCCCCUCCACCCCUCUGACCGGACGAGUGUACCUGAAGGAGAAGGACCUGCUCGUCACUCCCGUCUCCUCGGCGACACAGAGUGUCAGCAGGCUGCAGAGCAUGGUGGCUGGUUUAAGGACGGCCCCCAGUGACCAUCUGAUGCAGAUCUUCAAGUCCUGCUCCAGAGACCCCACAGAGUCCAUACUGACCCGAGUGAAGACACUGGGACAAACCUUCAAAGAACAUUACACCAACGACUCGGAGGACACGCCUGGCUCUCAUAUAGACUUUGCAGAGAACCGUCUAAAGCUGGCUGAGAUCCUCUACUACAAGAUCCUGGAGAACGUCAUGGUCCAGGAGACCAAACGGCUGCCUGGCAGAGACAUGAGCGUUUUGCUGGAGCAGGAUAUCUUCCACUGUUCCCUGAUUGCGUGCUGUCUGGAGGUGGUGCUGUUCGCCUACAGCUCCCAGAGGACCUUUCCUUGGAUCAUCAGUGUCUUCAAACAGGUUCCUUUCUACUUCUUUAAGGUGAUCGAGGUGUUUAUCCGCUCCGAGGAGGGCCUGUCCAGAGACAUGGUGAAACAUCUGAACUCCAUCGAGGAGCAGGUUCUGGAGUGCAGGGCGUGGACCACAGACUCUGCCCUGUGGAGCGCCUUGCAGGCUGCAGGGAACAAGGUUCCCACAGUGGAGGAGGUGAAUUUUUCCUCCAGUCUUGACUCAGGUUCUGCUUCUGGAUCUUGUUCUGUCAGUGGAGGGCAGUCCCACCUGCCCAUGGUGGCCCUCUCACCCAUCAUCCAUCCCCGCAUCAGGGAGUUCCGGUGCGGCCUGGGCAGCGCCCGUAAAGAUGUGCCUCCCUCUCCACUGUCCGUACAUGACAGGUACAGCUCUCCUGCAGCUGGCAGCGCGAAACGGCGUCUCUUCGGUGAUGACCCACCAGCUCCGUCACCAGGCCUGAACGCCGGCUUAAGCCCAAUGUCCUCUCCAGCAAAGAGGCUGACCUUUGGCACAAGCAGCACCCUGAAGAUCGCAGGACAGGGGACACAAACCACCGUCCUGAGUAUCCCACUGCCAGGUACAAAUAACACUGACCGCACCAUCACGCUGAUCCCGGUUCAGCCGUGUGAUUCUUCUGCUCCCAUCACGGCUCAGUUCCUGCUGACCGCCUCCCCGAGCCGGCCCACCGCCGUUGCCACGACCUCUGAUACCCAAGCAGGAAAUGGACGACCGAGACGCACAGGAUCACUCGCUCUCUUCUUCAGGAAGGUGUAUCACCUGGCUAGCGUACGUCUGAGGGAUUUGUGUGUGAAGCUGGACAUCUCGUCCGAUCUGCGAGGGAAAAUCUGGACUUGUUUCGAGCACUCUCUGGUCCACUGUACCGAUCUGAUGAAGGACCGGCACCUCGACCAGCUGCUGCUGUGCAGCAUUUACAUCAUUUCCAAAAUCACCAAAGACACUCACACCUUCCAGGACAUCAUGAAAUGUUACCGCAGCCAGCCGCAGGCCAACAGCCACGUGUACCGCAGCGUCUUACUGCGUCGCACUCCCAGAGAGCAGCUGGCUGAUGAAAACAUGGAGGUGGAUCCUGUUUCGGGUGGAGAAUCUGCAGAGAAAACCAAUCAGCACUCGGGAAACUUAAACUGCAGCCAAUCAGGAGGGGAGGAAGAGCGUGGUGACCUCAUCCAGUUCUACAACACUGUGUACGUCCUGAAGAUGAAGAGCUUUGCUCUGCGAUACGCCACCAGCGAUAACCGGGCGGACGCUCCUCCUCUCUCUCCGUUUCCGUCGGUCCGGGCUCAGCCUCUGUCUCCUCGCCGGAUCUCUCAGAGACACUCGCUCUACGUCUCCCCUCACAAGAACUCAGCAGGCUGUCUCACGCCGAACUCCUACACCUACAGGAUAAACAGCAGCCCGUCUAAGGAGCUGUCAGACAUCAACCGGAUGAUCCGGCAGGGCUGCGUGAGCAGGAAGAGAGCCUUCAACAUGGAGGGGGACGUCAUGAUGUCGUCGGCAUGCGACUCCCCGAGUAAGAGGGCGUGUCCGGAGAACGGCAGCAGCCCAGAUGUGCUGCUGAAGCGCCUCCAGGAUGUCGUGUCGGAGCGGCAGAGUCACUGAUGGGCCGACAGAGGGACAGAAACUCAAACCUGAAACUCUGCCAGGAAAGUAAUGAAGCAUUAAGAUUAACGGCUCCUCAGGUUCAAAAAGAAAAAUCCAGCGACACACAGAGACCUGUUUGAUUUCAGGAAACGUAAAGCUAAGGUGCCUGUUUUAUGUCUCACAUUUGAUUUUAAUCCAAGGGCACAAGACACCGAACGCACAGCGAUAUUGAUGCUUUUCUUGUUUUAUCCACAGCAAGUUGUAGUUCUGCUUCCUGUCUGUCGAUCACAUUGUUUGAUCCACAUCACGAAACAAAACUCACACAAGAGGCGAAACGCUCACUGAGAUUUGCGUUACGUCUUUGCACAGAGGUGCUUGUUAUAUUCGUGUUCAAUCCUCGGUGUGACUCACGUUCAGUUCCUUUCAGUUUUAAUCCCGCCCCUUUAAUUUAAUCAACCAAUCCGCUUGAAUCAGAGGUCCCGUUUUUGAUCUUUGAGCUUUUAAUUGUUCAGUUGCCUCCACUCACUUACUGCCAGUUUGUCCUAGUGGCCACCUGUGGUAUUGCACCUGAAAUUCCACAGGGAAAGGGUUUUUGCUUUCCCGCAAACCUCUGGAGAAAAAAAAAAAAAAAGAUGUGUAAUGAGGUCGGUUUUAAUUGUUCUGGUUUUAAAUUUUGUUGAUGGAGGGAUUAAUGUUUCUAAAAUCGUUCCUAGCAGCUGAAAAAUCUGUGUGUGCUUAGAUACAUGUAGAUCCCAAAUCGGGGCUUACACGAUGCAUCCCUGCUGCCGCCGUCUUAUUCAGGAGGUCUGACUGACUUUGGAUCACAUUAUUAUACUAAACAGCAAAGUUGUUUUUCAGCUCUGUGGUGUUCCAAAGAAACAGAUGCUAAAUCAAAGCACCAAUUAUAUAUAUUUCUUUUUUUUUUCUUUUUUUUAAACAGAUUUUACUGUUUGAGAAACAUGUUUGAUUAGAUAACAAUAAGUAAUCCUUCCUCUAAUCUGACUUUUUGUUUAAAUCAAUGUCCUGGCAUUAUAAUAAGCUAAUGUUGGCUUAUGUCAGGAAGGAUAAACACCUUUUAUAAUACUAUUAUGAAAGCUGUGCUACAAGUUUUAUUAUGACAUAUAAAGGAUGUUAACUGGCUCGUCAGCUGUGAUCAUCCUAAAUUACCCGGUCGAGCGUUAAAAAGUUAAAUAUGUAGCUGGAUUGUGGCUAUAUAAAUAUGUUAACCUGCACUGCGUUGUUCACAUAACUGCUGAUUUGUGUGCAGAUUCCUAAAAGAUAAAGUCAGAAGACUAUCGUGGACUCCAGCUCUUCAGACUGAAUCCCUCGUCUGCAACUUUCAUGUAAAGUACUUGACAGGAAGAUAAACUGGAUUCAAUGAUGGUUAAGUCCCACUUUUAUAUUUAACAUCAAAACAGAGCUGAAAAUAAUCAGCUAUGAUUCUAAAAUUUGGUAAACCUAUUCAAGCGUUUGUAACUGCUUGAAAAUCAGUUGAAAUUUCAGCAAAUUCUGAUGAUUUUUAAUUAUGCAUAGGUCUCUUCCUUCACAGACGUAAAGCAUUAGAAGCCCAGAGCCUCCUGAACAAUAUGGCGGCCUUGUUCUUGCAUUGCUUCACUCAGUAACAGCGAUCGGUGUAGCGUCUGUGUCAAUGGACUCUGUAAGCCAAGCGGUAACUUGUCAUUCUCAGGCGAGCGUGACGCAUCUCCAUGGAGUCGUUCACAGUCGCAGUUUCCACCUAAAAACAGACAAACUGUGGACUCUGCCUGUAAACUGAGCCUGGUGGUGAUCGUCUCAUUUAUUACAGUCGCCAGCUGAGCAUCACAUGCAGCCAGCUUGAUGACAUGUCUGGGAUCAGACGUUGGUCUUUAAGCAGCUGUAGUAGCAGACUUUGUUUUUCAGUGUGGCGACAGCUGUUUGCGUGUUUGUGACUCAGCACUUUAAAACUCUCAUACUGCAGGAAUUACCUUUCUUUGUUUUAACAGACUCAAAGAAUAUUUGAUAUUUGGAGUAUCUAAUCAUCCACACCUCUCAUACAUGAUUUCCAAAACAAACAAAAUAUAAACACCUUCUCCUCUUUCAGAGAAAUCUGAUGUGAACACUUUUUGAUUCAGAGAGCCUUUAUAGAUGAGUUUUCAGGGUCAGACCUCUCAGCCUGCCUGUGUUGGUGCCUUUUUUGUACAUAUGCAAAUAAAUAACAGUAUUAAGGAAAAUAAGUGGAGAAAAGGAAGCGCAGAAGUAUCUGAAACCUUUUUCAGAUGUCUGAAAUAGUUGAACGUCUAAACCGUGUAUCGUUUCCUUGAGAUGAUGUCUUUCACUACACUUCCUGCAGAUGUCUCCUCUUUGUUUGAAGACUUGAUUUCUGUGGAGAAAACGUCUUUUAUUAGUUUUAAUGUUUCUUUUUAUUUUGUGGUUUGAACCAUGUUGUGCUGUAAUUACAGGUGUUCUGCUCGGCUGAAGCAGCAUUUUUGUACGCAGGUGUGUAGUAUCUACACUCGAUUUUAUUCUAUGAUGUGUUAGAAAUCAGUCUCUCAGCUUCUACCUACCGUGGCUUUUUCAUAAUUGCUAAAAAAAGUUUUGUAAAAUAAACAUUUAAAAGGUGUCGAGUUGUUUUAUGGAAGGCCUUAAAAACACUGAUCGAUGGGCGUCGCCCGUCAACUUCAGUGAUAUUUGUAUUUUCUACAAAUAGUCAAGUUUUGUAUAAUAAAACUCUUCAUUGUGAAAUUUAGCUUUCAUGUGUCCCCCUUAUUUCAUUUUUUAAAUUUUCUUUGGUGAAAAUAUUUUUAAAAAUAAUUUAAAAGUGAAUUCUUGACUUUUCACGUCACUUGGGGGGGUGAUCAGUACCAUGAAGGUCCUGGGUGAGUGGCCACCAGGCUGCUGAGGCCUUUCUGGGUGGAGUCUCCCUGCACCGCCGUGGUUUUUCUCCGGCUUCUCCCACAGUCCAGACCUGAUGUUAGGUUAACUGGCCCGAGGACAGCUGGGAUAGGCUCCAGCCUUCCUGUGACCCUAAAUCGAAUAAGUAGAAGAAGAGGGAUGGAUGACUGGAUAAUGUAAGUCGAGGCUCCUGAAAACCACUAAAUGGCCCUUGUGGUGAGGUUCCACUGGUCAGGAAGUGACCACACUUCAACUGUUAUUUGGUAGAUUCAGUUUUAUUCUGUAACUCAAGACAUCACUUGUUCACUUUUUCUGUUUUCAUAUAUUCGUUGUGAUUUUCUGAUGAUUUGCUGAGAUGCGCCGUAUUUUUCUUCUUUGUCCUCCGGGCUCGCAUGCUGAGACAAUGUCUGACAUUUUGAUCGGCUCUAAAGUGAACACCGCAGGCCGGGCACUUUAGGUAAAAGCCAGACUUUACAAAUGCCAGUGAAAGCAGAGAAGACUGUCGUCACAGGUUAAGUGCUGGCUGCCCACUCUUUUCUGAACAGGGAAAAUUUUGAGUCAACACCAAACCGCACGCUGUGCAGAUUUCAGCAGAAAUCGAAGAAACUACUGCAAAGAAAAGGAAAGACGGGGGAGAAUGUAGUUCUUAUGAAGUGAAGCUGGCGGGGGUCUUUUUUUGGGCAGAGGAGAAUAUAACAACGUGACUCGCUUUGAGUCUCAAAGGGAAAAAAAGUGUAUAUAUUUCCAUGAGAUGAACCAGUUCAUCAAAGGAUGGCUACCAACCAGAAAAGCAGCUGAAAUAGCCGUUCAGGCUCUUGUUCUUGAGGUUAACAGUGCUUUGUGCCUUGUUUUUAAUUCCAUUUAUGGUGGUUUCUCUUUGACAGACCUUGACAAUCAUAAGUCUAUCAUCUCUUCAAAUUCCUGACUGGGUUAAAUGUUGCCAAGUUUGUUUUCGUUUGCAAAUAUUAAGCUAAACUCUUUGAAUAAGAGAUAAAAGUUUGCGCUUCAAUCACAUCUUAAUCGUUUGGUUUAAAAUCCACCGUGAUUGUGUACAGACGCGAAACUACAAAGAC